Molecule: messenger RNA, 1347 nt
Organism: Ctenocephalides felis (cat flea)
Lineage: Eukaryota; Metazoa; Arthropoda; Insecta; Siphonaptera; Pulicidae
Product: serine/threonine-protein kinase PRP4 homolog
Exons: 9
Coding region: 1-1347 (448 amino acids)
Source: RefSeq, a predicted model, not a curated record
AUGGAGUCGUGUUCUUCAUUGGAUUGCGACCCGCAAAGCAUUGGAUAUCCAAAUAUAAAAUGCAAUCCGGGCGCAUCUUCAUGUCCAGGUAGAGAUAAAUGUGGAAAAUCGAAUAGAAAAUGCUACUGCACUACGACACUUUUUCCUAAACAAGAUCCAAUCAAAAAAGCUCGCAGAACUUUUGAAAAAGAAUUGCUACCUAUCAAUAAUAAUUUAUCAGACCUUCAGAACAAGGUGAGAUCAAUGUACAUUAAUGAAAUGAAUGAUUGCAUAUGCGGUGCUUUUAUUCCUGAUAAUCCUUUUCCUGACCCAAUGCAAACCUGCACGUGCGCAAAGUUUCUUGGACAACAAUCGACCGAUAAAAGAACUUGCGUAUGCCAAGAGGAAUCGCUGCCUACUUUUUCAUCAAAAAGUUCAAAAAUGACAUACUCUUCAUUUGUCGAUGAAAAUCAAGGUGCCCCAUGUGUGUGCGUGGGAGAUGUCCCAUUCGCAAGAUCAGGAAAAUCAACUAAAGGCAAAUCAAGACGUUCCGCAAAAAGAUCGAGGUCAAGAUCUAAGGGUAAAUCGGAAAAGAGCCACAGAACUUCAAAAAAAGGGAAAUCCAAAAAGUCUCAUAAAAGUUCUUCCAGAAAGAAAACAUUACAGGCGGAAGUCGAAGAGACUCCAGAAAGCAAACUGCCUCCUUUAACGGCAAGUCAACAAGAAUUAAUGUGCCGACGCUUGCUAGCAUUGGCCCGCAACAUGUUUUACAAAGGACCAAUUUCUCACUACCUAAAUCAAAAUAGUCCUGUAUAUUAUAAUAACAUUUGUGAUUGUCCUUCCAUGGACGCAUUGGCAGAUCCAAGAGAUAAAAAUCCCAAAAAAGAAGUUUGUGCAUUGACAACAACUGAUUUUCCAUUAAGACCUGGGCAGGCAGUGACAACAGACCCAGAUGAUCCAGCCUUAUUUGAAGAAAUUAAAUCUCAACCAGUAAGAAGAUCAAAAACAAAAGAACCUAAACCGAAACACAAAUCUCGAAAAUCUAAAAAUCCUUCGGUUAUUAAACUGAAAUUACGCUUGAAGAAAAGUAAAUCCGGCACGAGACGCCCAAAAAGAUCUAAGUCAAGACGUUCUUCGAGGCAUUCAAAAUCAUCAUAUAAUACUGGUAGUACUACAAAUAGUUCAAGAUCUUCGCGUAGCAGCAGUAAAGUUGGCGGAUGCAGAAGAAAGAAGUACAAAGACAAAAGCCGUGCUAAAAGAUCAAGCAGAAGCCGCAGUUCUCACAGUGGACGAAAUAGAGAAUCUCGAUCGAGUUUUUCUGGAGGUUCCAGUUGUGGUCGCAACCGUAAUGAUGGCCAAUAUAGAUAA